UUAAUCGAUCGCGGAGCUGCAGGAUCGAUCAUCGGGACACAGGGGUCUGUUUUUCAGCCACAAUGGUUUUCAACCGGUUCUUACUGAGAGCUGCUCUCGACAGCAGAGUUGGAUGCAGGUCAAUGUUCACAGGCAGCAGGCCGGACACUGUCAACCCCAACUGGCUGCGAGUUGGACUUGCCAUUGGAAGUUCGGUUUUCCUUUGGGGCCUGCUCUUCAGGCAGCACAGCACAGACGUGCAUGAGUACAAAGUUAGAAAUGGACUGGAAUAACCCAACAUGCUGGUAGGGGCUCGUCGCGUCCUCUGGGAUUCACCCGUUUCUCCACUUGUUUCUUUUUCCACUGCUCCUGAUUCCUGUGUUCUCUGUAAAAUAAAGAUAUAUUAUUUCAAAUGA
Limanda limanda (common dab) is the source of this 395-nucleotide messenger RNA. RefSeq names its product NADH:ubiquinone oxidoreductase subunit C1 (gene ndufc1). The transcript has 4 exons. Gene Ontology annotation, cellular component: mitochondrion. Lineage: Eukaryota; Metazoa; Chordata; Actinopteri; Pleuronectiformes; Pleuronectidae. The record is from RefSeq and is a predicted model, not a curated record. The coding region runs from base 63 to 272 and encodes 69 amino acids.